Molecule: messenger RNA, 1442 nt
Organism: Hevea brasiliensis (rubber tree)
Lineage: Eukaryota; Viridiplantae; Streptophyta; Magnoliopsida; Malpighiales; Euphorbiaceae
Product: CRAL-TRIO domain-containing protein YKL091C
Exons: 7
Coding region: 289-1125 (278 amino acids)
Source: RefSeq, a predicted model, not a curated record
UACAAAUAAUUAAAAGUUUCAAAAAUUCAAAAUAAAUAAAUCUCUCUUGUGAUCUUGCUUUAGAAUUGAAAAAUCCUUAAUUAAUAAAAUUGGAAGCAAGCUUGUUUAUUAACUAAAUUAAAAUUUUGAGAAAUAGGUAGUAGGUGUCCUAUUUUGUAAAGGGAAAAAAUUCAUAUUUACAAAAAAAGGGAAAAAUUCAUAAUUACGAGAAAAAGAAGAAUCUCCAGGAUUUCAGGAAAAAACGGUCAUCUUACGCCGUGGAAAGGCAAAGCCGCCAAUGGAGAAAAUAUGAAGUCGAGGGUUUUGCACUCGCCGAAUUGGCCCUUUCGAGAGAGGGUCCGUACCCCUCUCUCUUUUUCAUCUAAUUUGAACACUCAGUCCCCACUGCCCCAAAUGGAGAAAACACGAGAAAUUGCGGUCUCCCAGAUGAGGAAAUCAGUUGAGAAGCUUGGUUCAUCAACUGAGAGUUAUGGGGAUACAUCACUUAUGAGAUUCUUGAUUGCGAGGUCAAUGGACCCAGAGAAGGCAGCAAAGAUGUUUGUGCAGUGGCAGAAAUGGAGGGCUGAGUUUGUUCCCAAUGGGUUUAUACCAGACUCUGAAGUUCAAGAUGAACUGGAAACAAGGAAAAUAUAUUUGCAGAGUUUAACGAAAGAGGGAUAUCCAGUGUUGAUUGUCAAAGCAAGCAAGCAUUUUCCUGCAAAGGAUCAACUACAAUUCAAGAAGUUCGUGGUUCAUUUACUAGACAAAACGAUUGCAAGCUCAUUCAAAGGAAGAGAAAUAGGAAAUGAGAAGUUGAUUGGCAUUCUCGAUCUGCAGCAAAUUACAUAUAGGAACAUUGAUGCACGUGGUUUAAUCACCGGUUUUCAAUUUUUGCAGGCUUACUAUCCUGAGCGAUUAGCAAAGCUCUACAUUUUGCACAUGCCACGAUUCUUUGUUAGUGUUUGGAGGAUGGUCUCUCGCUUCCUUGAGAAAGCAACAAUGGAAAAGAUUGUUAUAGUGAGCAAUGAAGAAGAAAGAACAAAUUUUAUAAAGGAAAUUGGCGAAGAAUCUUUGCCUGAGGAGUAUGGUGGUCAAGCAAUGCUUGUGGCUCUCCAGGAUGUUACACUACCUCAGUUGGAGGUUUGAACUCGGAAAUAGAUUAACAAGGUGGCUGCUAGUGCAGACACAAUUUUAGAAGUUAUAUGCAUUAUAUGCUACUGUCAGCAAGAGGUGUUGGCUAAUUCCAAUUCACAUGCAUGUUAAUCAAUGUUGACUACUUAUAUAAUCUACUGCUCUGUUCCAUUGUCAUUGACACUAAUGGAAAGUUUCUUCAUGAUAAAAUGGUCUCAAUUGAUUCAUUUUAUAUACCUGGACAUUGCAGAAACUGAUUUUGCCAUUGACAAUCUGUCUUGGCUGAACUAUGGUUGCAGUAUAGAAUGAGAUGUCAGGAUUUGAACUUUUGA